Vespa mandarinia (Asian giant hornet) is the source of this 2856-nucleotide messenger RNA. It is a transcript of the gene rump, whose product is annotated as heterogeneous nuclear ribonucleoprotein rumpelstiltskin. Gene Ontology annotation, cellular component: cytoplasm; nucleus. NCBI's taxonomy places the organism in Eukaryota, Metazoa, Arthropoda, Insecta, Hymenoptera, Vespidae. Gene Ontology annotation, molecular function: mRNA binding. The record is from RefSeq and is a predicted model, not a curated record.
AAAUUUGCUUUUGAAUUCAUUGGUUUCCGGGAUUUGAUAACUUCCGUUGACAGCCAUUUUAUAAGACGCUUCUCGUGCUCGCGUAUGUUUGCUUCUAUUUUCAGUUUGACUAUUUUGUAACCUCAGAAAUUUAGAUAGAUUAUCUAGAACUUCCUUUGUUAAUCGUUAUUUCAAUUAAAUAACAAGGAUGAUCAAAGUGGAGGAAACACAAAUUCCAAAUGACGAUGAAAGAGAUAGGAGCAGAGAACGUGAUCGGAAUCGACGAUCGGAUAGACAAAAUCGUAUCAAUUCGACUAGUCGUGAUCGGAGUAGAGAAAGAAAUGAUCGUGGUGGCAGAAAAGCUUCAGAUAGAAGAAUUUAUGUAUCAAAUAUACCGUAUGACUUUCGAUGGCAGGAUUUGAAAGAUUUAUUUAGAACUGAAGUAGGGAAAGUUGCACAUGUCGAACUAUUUACGGAUGAAAAUGAUAAGCCCCGUGGUUGUGGUAUUGUUGAAUUUGAAGAUGCGGAAUCGGUAAAAAUUGCUGUUGAAAAAAUGCAUCGUUAUGACACAAAAGGAAGGAAAUUAGUUGUGAAAGAGGACUUUGAUGUUGAGCGUGAUAAAUAUGGUCGUCUAGCAACAGCUCGUAAUAAUGAUAGACCAAGAGAUGAUAGGUUUAGAGAUCCUCCUCGUCAGCAAGGAGGUGGUAGACAAAACAUGCCAGCACCUAGUGGCAGUGGUGGUGGUGGUGGUGGUGGUGUUGGUGGCGGUGGUGGUGGAGGUGGUGGAGGCGGUGGUGAUAAUAAGUUUGGUAAUACUUAUGGUCUCAGUACACAAUUCUUGGAAUCUUUAGGUAUUAAUGGACCUUUGGUUACAAGAGUCUUUGUAGCAAAUUUGGACUAUAAAGUAGAUGAAAAAAAAUUGUUGGAGGUAUUUAAGUUGGCUGGUAAAGUUUUACAUGUUGAAUUGGGCAAAGAUAAAGAUGGAAAGUCUCGUGGCUUUGGAGUCGUAGAAUAUGAUCAUCCAGUGGAAUCUGUACAAGCUAUUUCAAUGUUACACAAUCAACAACUUUAUGACAGACGAAUGACAGUAAGGCUUGAUAGAGCAAAUGAACCAGAUAUGCCACCAAAAUUACCAGAAGGUCUGAAGGGCAUUGGAAUGGGAUUAGGAGCAGGAGGAAACAGAUUAAUGGAUGUAGCACGAAAUAUUCCUAGUGUACAAGCCAACAAUCCACCGGUUGUAAAUCCUAUCUCUGCUCCUGUUUUGGCUGCCGGUGCAUUUGGUGCUGGAUUAAAUAACGUUGUACCUGCACAAUUAGCAUCAGCAUUGACAAAUUCAAAUGCAGCAGCACUUCAAGCGAGUCUUGCUGGUGGUUUAGGAGCAAACCUAACUACAAGCUCUUUAUUGAAUUCAUCUUUAACAAAUGAACUGGCUUCAAAUUUGAAUAGCUUUGGUGGUGGAGUUGGCGGUUUGUCAGGACUACAAGCAUCUUUGGCUGGUGGUCAAGGAAAUAAUUCUUUUGCACCAAGAGGUUUAUCUAAAUUAGAUAACGAUAUAGGAUUUGGUGGCAACAAUGCUUUUGGAAGUUCAUCCUUUGGUGGUGGCAGAGAUUUUGAUGGAGGCUUCAACAGAGGGGAUGGCGAUCGUGUAUCUGGUGGAGGUGGUGCAUUCUCCGGAAAUCAAGGACAAGGUGGAGGUGGUAACAGACAAAAUGCUAACGGUUCUCGGCUGAUGUCAGAUACCAUUCUUAUAGGAAAUUUACCUCCUAAUACUACGUGGCAAAUGUUACGUGAUAAAUUUCAAGAUGUUGGUGAGGUCAAGUUUGCAGAAAUGAGAGGUACAGAUAUGGGAAUGGUACGAUUCGUCUCUGAAUGGGAUGCGGAGCGAGCAGUGUCGAUGAUGAAUCGGUCACGUAUCGAUGGCAGGACAAUCGACGUACGCUUGUACUAACGAAAGAACUACUACAUCGAUCAAAGCUAGAGGAGACUGGGGUUUGCUAUGUCGUCUGCAGCAUUGUUCCGCUCCCGAUGACAAUACUUGAAAUUCAUCGUAGUUGUGUGGCAGAACGUAGGACAGUGAGUGAGAAGUAAUCUGUCGUUGGAAGAACAACAGUCGUGUGUUGUAUACCUGUUCAACGUUGAAACGCUCGUAUUGAUGGGCUAAUGGUCAGCCUUCUUUGACGUAACCAUCUUGUUCUAAAUUCUACACCAUCAGUUAUCGUUCCUUUUUACAGUCGGAAACGUUCACUUCUAAAUCAGCUUCUUCGAGUGAUCGAUAUAUAGUUUAGUUUGUUAGGUUUUAGGUUCGUAAUGUUCUUACAUAGUCCAUAGGUUUUUUCAGUAUGUAGGCUAUACUAUUUACAGUAAUCAGUAAAAAGUAGCUUGUAAGUUUAUUUCAUAGUUGUCACACGAUGAGAGUAAGAUAGUAAGAGAGAGAGAGAGAGAGAGAGAGAGAGAGAGAGAGAGAGAGAGAGAGAGAGAGAGAGAGAGAGAGAAAGAGAGACGACUCAAUCGGUUUUCUGACAUUCCGGUCUAAAGUGACGCUUUGGUCGUUCGCAAACAGGUCAACCAAACAGGGACAAGAUAAUUUUUUUGUCGUUAUAUUAAUAUUUAAAGCUGGCACGGUUGUCACAAAUGUAAGAGUUAAAUUUUCGAUCAGACUAUAAUCCAUCUUAUAUUAGAUACUCGUUCAACGAUUCAAUUCUUAUACGGAUAGUAAAUAUCUGUCGUUUUAUUCUAAUGUCAGUUUCUCUCAUAUACAUCGGUUCUUAUGCCUAAUAUGUAACUAGAUGUAUCGUGGUUCGACAGGGAACAAUUCUCCGCUCCGUUCACCUUUGAAAUUUAUUUUUUUUUGUUAUCCAGUGUUAUCCACGCUGCAUA